AUGAGGAACACGGCGUCCUCGAUGCUGACAACCAGAACCGCGGCCGCCGGGGCAACAACCCUCCGCGACGACCGCUGGCCCGCCACCUUCAAGCCAACUGGGAUCGAGAAGUACGACGGCGAGUCGGACCCCAAGACGUGGCUGCGCACCUACUCCAUCGUCGUCCGAGCUGCGUGCAGCGACAACGACAUCAUGGCUGCCUACUUCCCGGUCAUGAUGGGCCGCCGUGCCCUCAACUGGCUCGAAGCGCUCCCGGCCGGCUCCAUCAACAGCUGUCAAGAUCUCUACAGCGCCUUCGUCCAGUACUAUCAGGCAUCCUGCCCGGGUUCCAAAACCAGAUGGGAUCCGGCCAGCAUCAUCCAGCAACCUAACGAGUCCCUCCGCGACUACAUCGAGAGGUACUUCGCUAACCAUAAUACUAUUACGGAGGUUGAUGACAAGGAUGUUAUCCACCACUUCCACCAAGGCCUCCAUAGCAUCAAACCAAGGAGGAAGAUGUUCGAGAGCAACCCCAAGACCGUGGGCGAUAUGAUGGCGGUCGUCAACAAGCAUGCCUACAUGGAAGACGUCCAGCGAGCUCAUCGCCGACAUAAGACCAAGAACGACUCCUCCGAGCAUCCCUCCCAGCGGGACAACCGCCCAGAACACCGACGCAACGAUCGUCCACCUCGACACGGGAACAAGCACGACCGUGCCGAGUCGUCCAAGAACCGGGACCGCAAGCGUGGCCCCGAGAACAAUGUCACCGUUGCCGAGAGGUCCCAGUUCUGUUCCACCCUCAACCAAGCGGACCUGGACUGGCUCCUGGAUGGCAAGUGUCCUUGGCACAAGGACGCAAACCACACUGCCCGGAAGUGCCGAGCACUCUCCAACGGCGUCAUCAAGGACGAUGAUUCCAAGCGACCCCGCCGCGACGACCGCGACGGGCCGUGUGGUUCCAGAACCACCCGGCCGCGCCCACGGAGGUGCAACUCGCCCAGGCGAGACGACGACGAGCAGAGGGAAGACUCCCUAGGGAACUUCCAGGAAGAAGAAAGGGCCGUCAACUUCAUAUUCGGCGGCCCCAGCAAGCCAUCAUGCUGGCGCAAGCUCAAGCUGGAUGAUCGCGAAGUCAACAUGGUGUUCAAACACCAGGUUGAACCCCUGCGGUGGUCAGAGACACCGAUCACCUUCGACCGCCGCGACCACUGGGUGUAG
Messenger RNA from Panicum virgatum (switchgrass), 1197 nucleotides. RefSeq lists its product as uncharacterized. Bases 1 to 1197 code for a protein of 398 amino acids. NCBI's taxonomy places the organism in Eukaryota, Viridiplantae, Streptophyta, Magnoliopsida, Poales, Poaceae. The transcript has 2 exons. The record is from RefSeq and is a predicted model, not a curated record.